GGGGAGCAUAGAGAAAUAGACAGAGCGACAGAGAACAGAAACGGACAGAGAUACAAUAGGGGCACAGCCAGAGACACAGUGAGAGAGAGACAGAGAGUGAGAGACACACAGAGAGAGAGAGAUACAUAGUGAAAGAGCUGACACCCCCUCCCCUCCCCUCCCCCACACUCGGGCCGGGGGCGGUCGCCGCUGCCGCACAGGAAGACUCCAGCACAGUGACGUGCGAAUAAGAUCUCUCUCUCUCUCUCUCUCUGUGUCUCUGCAACCAACCUAGAGCAGCUGGAGUUCACCGCCACUGCCAGUGAGCUCGAAGCCCACAGACGAAAGGAUUAGCUGGGCGCUCUGUCCAGGGGGAAGGGGCUUUGCUGAAGGUGCACGGAGGGCUCACCCUGGGCCAUAGACCGUGUCUGCAGCUCCGUAACCCCGGCUCUCCGCUUACUCCUGGCCGCCAUGUCCCAGAUCCUACCUUACAAUGAGGAGAAGAUUGCGCAUUAUGGUGAGGAGGUGGGUCAGAUCUCCUUCACCUGCCGCCUGCAGGACACCAACAACUACUUCGGAGCAGGCCAGAACAAACGGGCGCCCAAACUGGGUCAGAUUGGGAGAAGCAAGCGGGUUGUCAUCGAAGAUGACAGAAUUGACGAUGUGCUGAAAAAUAUGAGCGAGAAGUCCCCUCCGGGUGUUUAAAAAUGCCGAAAGAGUGUGUCGAUCAACAACACACAAAAAAACAUUCAAACAAGUCCCACCUUUUCGUUGGCGAGAAAAGCACUUUGAGACGCAGAACUAACCUUUACUUAUAAAAGCUGUGAUACACAAUGCUAAAAAAAACUAACUAUUGUAUCUGACGCUGGGAGGCAAAGUGUGAGGCCAGGUCCGAGAGAGAGUUAAGGAGUGAGUAAUGUUGGUCCAAAAUUGAACCUUCCAAGGCAAUGUGCAAGAAUGACUUGUUCUUGACCGCUCAGAGCAUCAUGGAAUGUGCAGAUGUCAGGGCAAGCCGGAAAAGAAGCGGGAGAACGAUGUAGCAAGCACAUACUGUCUAUUGAUCAAACCUUUGUAUUGUAUUGCCAGCAGCUAUCUUGUUAUGAAUGGAGCACUUUGUUUACAUUAUCUUGCGAAUACUGUAAUUCUGUGCACUUUGGAUGUAAAAUAUUAUUUUUAUUCUCUUUUAUUGCAGUGUUGGGAAUUGUUUAAGACAAAAACAUUUUAUAGGAAUGGAGAAAUAUUGUUUCAUUUUGAGUUCAAACUUGUGUGCAGCUUGAUUUGAUUUCUUGUUGCAAUAUACUGCGGCCUGCUGCGUUGAAAGUGAGAUCUUUUCUAUUUUAGGAUUUAUAAACCAUAAAUGUAUCCUACAGUGAGAUCGAUAGGAGAUGUUUUGUUAUCGUGGCAGUAAUAUACUUUCUAUAUUGUAUGAAGCAUCAUCACGACAGUGCCAAAUAUUUCGAGAACGCCAAAAAGGCAACCAGUUUCUCUCUGCUCUCCGUGAAUGUAUUCAGUAACGCUACUUGGCUGCCAUUUUUUAUGUUAAAGGACUAAGUUAUUAUUUGGUGAAUUUCUUGUUCUGCAUGAUAAUAUAUAAAAUGCCUCGUGUGAGGCCGUCUAUAAAUCAUUAUAGAUCUUGUCUGCAACUUUGAAUGACAGACCUCAAGAUUUUUUUUCUCUGAAUUGAAUCUAUGAAUAUCUGUUGCACCUCUUUCCUCUACAGGGCUA
Messenger RNA from Rhincodon typus (whale shark), 1704 nucleotides. RefSeq names its product calcium/calmodulin-dependent protein kinase II inhibitor 1-like. NCBI's taxonomy places the organism in Eukaryota, Metazoa, Chordata, Chondrichthyes, Orectolobiformes, Rhincodontidae. The record is from RefSeq and is a predicted model, not a curated record. Gene Ontology annotation, molecular function: protein kinase binding; calcium-dependent protein kinase inhibitor activity. Gene Ontology annotation, biological process: negative regulation of protein kinase activity. The transcript is spliced from 2 exons. Bases 451 to 684 code for a protein of 77 amino acids.